Molecule: messenger RNA, 360 nt
Organism: Ostertagia ostertagi
Lineage: Eukaryota; Metazoa; Nematoda; Chromadorea; Rhabditida; Trichostrongylidae
Source: the annotation of a GenBank genome assembly
UUUCAUACUUCCUUUUGCUCUCCAGACCUGCCCGUUUUCUCAUGGCUUGACCCACACGAUGUGCUGGAUCAGGGGUACUCUGAUGGCAAUGGAGACUUCAGGUUGGUCGGCUCUACAGAGGAAUUGACGGCAAUGGAGCCUGUCUUGGAGAUCUAUCAUAAUUGCAAUGAUGGAAUCAAAGAUGGGUUCAGAAAACUACGCUUCGGUCUGCCGGAUCAAUAUAUCACAGCGGGGAAGGUACCAGAAAAAACCGUCGAUGUUGGCUUGAUCAAUUUGGAACUCGUAUACAAAGACGAAACCAGAGCAGACGUUGAUAUUUUUGAUGGAAUUGCUUCGAUUGAGCCCGUCUCAGUUCAAUGA